Messenger RNA from Acanthisitta chloris (rifleman), 513 nucleotides. Its product is annotated as enhancer of mRNA-decapping protein 3-like. Gene Ontology annotation, molecular function: mRNA binding. Gene Ontology annotation, biological process: deadenylation-independent decapping of nuclear-transcribed mRNA; P-body assembly. The record is from RefSeq and is a predicted model, not a curated record. NCBI's taxonomy places the organism in Eukaryota, Metazoa, Chordata, Aves, Passeriformes, Acanthisittidae. The transcript is spliced from 2 exons. Gene Ontology annotation, cellular component: P-body. The annotation marks the transcript as partial.
GCUUGUGUCUCUUUACAGCACCGUGUGCCAGAAAUAUGGCUACAGACUGGCUUGGAAGCAUCGUGUCAAUUAACUGUGGAGAAAGCUUGGGAGUCUACCAAGGAAGAGUGUCUGCAGUGGAUCAGAUCAGCCAGACCAUCUCCCUGACACGACCCUUCCACAACGGGGUCAAAUGCCUCGUGCCAGAGGUCACCUUCAGGGCAGGUGACAUUACUGAGCUGAAGAUCCUGGAGAUCCCAGGACCAGGGGACAGCAGGCAAUGUGGGGAUGUGCAGCCCAUGGAACCGUGCAUCCCUGGAGUUGGGUGCCAAGUGGGGCCCAGCCAGAAUGGCACUAGCAAGGUGGUAAAGAAGCCCAUCUCCAGCACUGCCCCCCAGAAUAUCCCAAGGAGAACAGACAUGAAGAAUCAGGAUGUUAUCAUCUCUCCACAGCAGCAGUGCUCCAAGAGCUACAUGGAUCGACACAUGGAAUCGCUGUCUCAGUCCAAAGGCUUCCGUAGGAGGCACAAUUCCU